AUGGACUUUCAUCCAUUUACCAAGUCUGCAAACUUUGUUGAUUUACUUAACAGUCAACAAAGUGUUUCUUCAACGCAAGUUCCCUUCUUAGCUACUGAAGGCAUUGAAGAUUUACACUUUGCUGAAGCCAGUCGUAAUAAAGAAAGAAUAACCUGGACGCCUACAGACGAUGUUGUUCUCAUCAGCUCGUGGUUAAACACGAGCAAAGAUGCAAUAAUAGGUAAUGAGCAAAGGUCGCUUGCAUUCUGGACAAGAAUUACUGCGUACUACAAUGCUAGUCCUAAGGUUGCUGGCUGUGAAAAGAGAGAGGCAUCUCACUGCAAGAAUCGUUGGCAGAAGAUCAAUGACAUCGUUUGCAAGUUCUGCGGUGCAUAUGAAGCAGCUAUCAGACAGAAAACGAAAUUGCGUAAUGACCAGAAGUGGUGCGCCUUGUCUACUGCUAAAAAAGAUGGAAGCUCCAAGAAGAGGAUGUGUGAGGAUGAUUCUGAGAUGAUGGAGCAUUCUGCUACUGAUGAUGGAGGAACAAAGCGUCCUCAAGGUGUUAAGACAAUGUGGGGCAUCAAGAAGCAGGAUUUAGACAUGAAAGAAAGGUUGUCCAAGAUGAAGUUAUUGGACAGUCUCAUUGCUAAACCCGAACCUCUUGCGGCUUAUGAAGAAGGUUUGAAGAAGAAACUCAUUGAUGAGUUAAUGUCUAAUUAG
Molecule: messenger RNA, 699 nt
Organism: Brassica napus (rape)
Lineage: Eukaryota; Viridiplantae; Streptophyta; Magnoliopsida; Brassicales; Brassicaceae
Product: glutathione S-transferase T3-like
Exons: 3
Coding region: 1-699 (232 amino acids)
Source: RefSeq, a predicted model, not a curated record